Molecule: messenger RNA, 1151 nt
Organism: Chironomus riparius
Lineage: Eukaryota; Metazoa; Arthropoda; Insecta; Diptera; Chironomidae
Source: the annotation of a GenBank genome assembly
AACGAUCUUUUUUUGAUUACUCGAUAUUGGGGAAGUACAUGAAUGAGUAGGGAAAAUCCAAAAAGUGAAAGAAGAUUGAAAGCUUAUCAAAAUCACUUUUCGUAUAAAAUGUGUAAGAAUUUCUUUGAUAUUCAACAGUUGCAGUUGAUAAAGCAGAACAAAAUGAAAUUUUUAAUAAUUUUAACAGUUUUGAUAUCAUCAGUUGUGGCUAAGGAAAUUCCAGAGUACUGGAAGCCAAUUGACUUUUCUAAAGUAGUUAAAAUUGAGAACACUCCUGGAUUUUGGGAUCAACUCCCAAAAAUCUUUCAAGAAGAAUCAUCAGUCUCUAGAAAUCGACGAAUUUUCGGGGGUAAAGAAGUUGAGCCCAACAACCAUCCUUACCAAGUAGCUAUUCUCAGUGAGUUAAAUCCAACAUCAACGGGACUUUGUGGCGGAACAAUUUUAAACACGCAAGCUAUAUUGACAGCGGCACACUGUAUAGAUCGUUUUCUUAGAGCUACAAUCAUCGCUGGUGCCCACAAUAUUCAAAUACUAGAAUCAGCUCAACAGCGAAUAACAGCAGAGUUUGCAAGCUUCAGAAUUCAUCCAGGAUGGAAUGGAUUUGAUUUUAUGGAUGAUAUUGGAAUUGUAAUAUUGCCAACUGCCUUGACAUUUAAUGCUUAUGUGACACCUACUCGUCUGCCAUUCGGACAUGAGACUGAAACAUUUGCUGGAGAAUGGUCGAGGGUCAUUGGAUGGGGAAUGACUGGUGAAGGUUCUGGAUCUAGUUCAGUCCUUAGAGAAGCUUACAAUACUGUUCUUACAAAUCAGGACUGCAUUAAUGUAUGGGGAGCUGAUUUGAUCCGAUCAACCAUACUUUGCACAUCGUCAAUUGGGCAAGGCACAUGUAGCUCGGACUCUGGAGGAAGUUUAACAGUUUCAAGAGAUUCUAGACCUGUACAGAUUGGAAUUGUUAACUUUGGGUCAUCAAGGUGUGGAUCUAAUUUACCAGUUGCUUUUGCCAGAGUUACAAGCUAUUUGGACUGGAUUGUCGCUAAUCAAAAUGUAUAGUCUUAUUUUGUGCUUAUUGCAAUAAACUUAUCAUGUCAAAUUUUAUUAAAAAUCACAUAAAAAUGUCAAGUUCCAUGACAUUGUCAAGUUAAAAAUUCUAA